Molecule: messenger RNA, 1508 nt
Organism: Nomia melanderi (Alkali bee)
Lineage: Eukaryota; Metazoa; Arthropoda; Insecta; Hymenoptera; Halictidae
Gene: Rpt2
Product: 26S proteasome regulatory subunit Rpt2
Molecular function (GO): ATP hydrolysis activity; ATP binding
Source: RefSeq, a predicted model, not a curated record
UUUUCAUCUUCGAGAAUAUCGCAUUAUUCGAUACACUACAGAGGAAGAAUAUCGAAUUCAGUAUCGAUUCUAUUCGUACAUACACUGUGGAUGACUUCGCCGUUUCGCUUAAUGGUCAAACAGUGAACGUGAAAUGGGGCAGAAUCAAUCUGGUACUGGUGGUACAGGGGGUGACAGGAAGGAUGACAAGGACAAAAAGAAGAAGUAUGAACCCCCAAUUCCAACAAGGGUGGGCAAGAAAAAGCGACGUAUAAAAGGACCCGAUGCUGCUUUGAAAUUGCCACAAGUUACUCCUCAUACACGUUGCAGAUUAAAGCUUUUGAAGCUAGAACGUAUAAAAGAUUAUUUAUUGAUGGAAGAAGAAUUUAUCAGAAAUCAAGAAAGACUGAAACCUCAAGAAGAAAAGAAUGAAGAGGAAAGGUCUAAGGUCGAUGACUUAAGGGGAACUCCAAUGUCUGUUGGAACAUUGGAAGAAAUAAUUGAUGAUAAUCAUGCCAUAGUUUCAACAUCUGUUGGUUCUGAACAUUAUGUAUCAAUUUUAUCAUUUGUGGAUAAAGAUCAGUUAGAACCUGGAUGUUCCGUCUUAUUAAAUCAUAAAGUUCAUGCAGUUGUUGGAGUUUUGGGUGAUGAUACAGAUCCUAUGGUUACUGUAAUGAAGUUAGAAAAGGCUCCACAAGAAACUUACGCUGAUAUUGGUGGGCUUGAUACGCAAAUUCAAGAAAUCAAAGAGUCUGUUGAAUUGCCAUUGACUCAUCCAGAAUAUUAUGAAGAAAUGGGUAUUAAACCGCCUAAGGGAGUCAUAUUGUAUGGACCUCCUGGAACUGGAAAAACAUUAUUAGCCAAAGCAGUAGCUAAUCAGACAUCAGCUACUUUCCUGAGAGUUGUUGGCUCUGAACUUAUACAAAAGUAUUUGGGUGAUGGUCCAAAACUUGUGAGAGAAUUGUUUAGAGUUGCAGAAGAGCAUGCUCCUUCAAUUGUAUUCAUAGAUGAAAUAGAUGCUGUAGGCACAAAACGAUAUGAUAGCAACAGUGGAGGAGAACGUGAAAUACAGAGAACCAUGUUAGAACUCUUGAAUCAACUUGAUGGUUUCGAUAGUAGAGGGGAUGUUAAAGUUGUAAUGGCAACAAACAGAAUUGAGACCUUAGAUCCAGCAUUGAUCAGACCAGGUCGUAUCGACAGAAAGAUAGAAUUUCCGUUACCAGAUGAAAAAACAAAAAGAAGAAUCUUUAGCAUUCACACCAGCAGAAUGACUUUAGCACCUGAUGUUAAUUUGGCAGAAUUGAUUAUGGCUAAAGAUGAUCUUUCAGGUGCAGAUAUAAAGGCUAUUUGUACUGAGGCUGGUUUAAUGGCACUACGCGAACGCCGUAUGAAAGUUACCAGUGACGAUUUCAAAAAGUCUAAGGAAAGCGUUUUGUAUCGGAAAAAAGAGGGUUCACCAGAAGGAUUGUAUUUAUAAAAGUAUUUCGAUUAAUAUUCUUUACUUCCAAUUCAAUCAUAAAGUGUUACAA